AUGACCGUUGCUCUACAUUCGGGCGACCUCCUGGCUGACAUGAUCGCCGUCGACAACGCCCCGGUCGCCCACAUCUUGGAAGACAACUUUGCAGGAUACAUCGAAGGUAUGCACAAGGUUGAGAGCGCCAAUGUCACCCGGAGAUCACAAGCGGACAAGAUUUUGGAAGAGCAUGAGAAAUCGCCUGUGGUCAGACAGUUCCUGCUGGGUAAUUUGGACCGGCUAGAAAGUGACGGAACCUUGAGGUUUCGUAUCCCUCUCCAUAUCCUUGGCCAGUCGUGGCAGAACUUGGGGCACUUUCCUUACGACAACCCCUGCGAGACCGAGUUUGACAAGCCUGCUCUGUUUAUACGCGGCACUCAGAGCAACUACAUCACGGAUGACGAUCUUGUGCCCAUUUCUCAGUUCUUCCCCAAUUUUAGUCUAACUGAUAUUGACGCCGGCCACUGGGUGAUAUCCGAACAACCAGAAGCCUUUACUAAAGGUCAGUUUGCCUUCACUCAUCGAAAUGGUUAUCUGACACGUGCCGUGGUCGCGGGCAAACGUGAUGCACCUCUGGACCAACAGCUUGCCGAGACCCUGGCCCUUGGCAUGGGGUUCAACCAAGAGGGCACACAGCCUGGCCGCAUUCUCCACCACCUGAUCCCUGCAGAGCAGAACGCAUCCGACCGAGCGAGGGAUCCGAUGCUCGGGGCGUAG
Molecule: messenger RNA, 699 nt
Organism: Fusarium keratoplasticum
Lineage: Eukaryota; Fungi; Ascomycota; Sordariomycetes; Hypocreales; Nectriaceae
Product: AB hydrolase-1 domain-containing protein
Exons: 3
Coding region: 1-699 (232 amino acids)
Cellular component (GO): mitochondrion
Source: RefSeq, a predicted model, not a curated record